Messenger RNA from Drosophila arizonae, 454 nucleotides. It is a transcript of the gene SNRPG, whose product is annotated as small nuclear ribonucleoprotein G. Gene Ontology annotation, cellular component: U2-type prespliceosome; U4 snRNP; U12-type spliceosomal complex. NCBI's taxonomy places the organism in Eukaryota, Metazoa, Arthropoda, Insecta, Diptera, Drosophilidae. Gene Ontology annotation, biological process: spliceosomal snRNP assembly; mRNA splicing, via spliceosome. The record is from RefSeq and is a predicted model, not a curated record. Gene Ontology annotation, molecular function: RNA binding.
AAGCGGUCACACCGAAUCGCGUUUGCAUGUACAUUGACUUGAUUUGCGACAAAUUAAUUUUUAAAUUCCAUAAACGAAAAUGUCGAAAGCACAUCCACCAGAGUUGAAAAAAUACAUGGACAAGCGCAUGAUGCUCAAGCUCAAUGGCGGCCGCGCUGUCACCGGCAUUCUGCGCGGUUUCGAUCCAUUCAUGAACGUUGUGCUCGACGAUACGGUGGAGGAGUGCAAGGAUAAUACCAAAAACAGCAUUGGAAUGGUGGUAAUUCGUGGUAACAGCAUUGUUAUGGUCGAGGCACUGGAUAGAGUCUGAUAUGCAAUCUCUAAAGCAGUCUUAUCCCCUCAGAUGUAUCCAAUUUGGAUAGUUUAGGAUUUGCUGACUUUAAUAGAGAUUUAUCUGCCAGAUAAAGGUUAAAUGUAAACUAUUUAACAAACACAAACUAGUCGUAAGGCUCUA